Betta splendens (Siamese fighting fish) is the source of this 7222-nucleotide messenger RNA. It is a transcript of the gene samd4a, whose product is annotated as sterile alpha motif domain containing 4A. The record is from RefSeq and is a predicted model, not a curated record. The transcript has 13 exons. The coding region runs from base 601 to 2799 and encodes 732 amino acids. Gene Ontology annotation, molecular function: translation repressor activity; protein binding; mRNA binding. Gene Ontology annotation, biological process: nuclear-transcribed mRNA poly(A) tail shortening; negative regulation of translation; regulation of mRNA stability. NCBI's taxonomy places the organism in Eukaryota, Metazoa, Chordata, Actinopteri, Anabantiformes, Osphronemidae. Gene Ontology annotation, cellular component: P-body.
GCCGCCGUUCGCUGGAGACUCGGGAGCAGGCGGCUAAGAUGGCAAAUCCCAGAGACCGGGAGUGAAGGGGCACCGAACCCCGACAAGCAGAGCCUGUUGCCCGUCCUGACGCACACCCAACAAUGCAGAGUUCGCCAGGAGGAGUACGAGGGAUUCCCUGCAGAAAAAUGCCAGAGAGGCUGAGCCUGAUGUGACACAGCGUCUGCUGAAAGGAAGCUGACUCAUCAAAUAUCAGUCCCUCUGGGAGUGACUAAGUAGCUGAGGGCAGCUCCUAUCGCCUAAUGCUGAUCUAGAGCAGCGCCUCGUCCGUCCCCCUGCCAGCGGAGAUCAUCAGGCAGGAGAAGACACUGCAGCAGGAAUCUGCCCCACACAAGAUUCAGGCGCCUGACGUAGAAUGGUGUCCAGCCGGCGCAGCUAAUGAUGACCCAUCUAAGAAUGGCAACAGAGCGCUUCAGCUGAAUCCCCACUGACCGACCGCACCAGAGGCAACAGCAUCCACAGCAGUCAUCGUCCGCCGCCUUUGCAGUUACUGCCAGUGUUCUGACCGCCCUCGGCCCGGCCCGGCCCAUCAGCACCACAGCCGGUCCUUCCCUGCAGACCAUGAUGUUUCGCGAUCAGGUGGGCAUUCUAGCCAGCUGGUUCAAGGGGUGGAAUGAGUGCGAGCAGACGGUGGCUCUUCUGUCCCUGCUGAAGAGGGUGAGCCGGACCCAGGCCCGCUUCCUGCAGCUCUGCCUGGAGCACUCCCUCGCCGAAUGUGCUGAGCUGCAGGUCCUGGAGUCGGAGGCAAACAAUCCAGGAGUAAUCAGCCAGUGGCAAGGCGAGUCUAAGGAGCAGGUCAUCUCUCUGGUCCUCACCCAUCUCCCACUACUCAAACCUGGCAACGUGGAAGCCAAGGGUGAAUACAUGCGCCUGUUGCCCCGCAUUCUGGCUCACACUAUUGAGCACGGCCGUCACCUGGAGGAGUCCCGCCAGCUCCUGUCCUACGCCCUGAUCCACCCCGCCACCUCCUUGGAGGACCGCUCUGCUCUGGCACUUUGGCUUAACCACCUGGAGGAGAGGGCCGCUAUCCGGGGAGACUCGCUGGAAAGGCCUCCUCCUGCUGGGCCCCACCACCACCACCACCACCACCACCACCCCCAGUCUACACCCCCAUCCACCCUCACCUCGUCAGGAUCCUCCUCCUCAACUAACUCCUCUUCAUCAGGCAAUCUGUACUCUUUGCAUCACCAGCAGCGUUAUGGCUCAGAUGACCGCCUCAAUGGGUGGCAGAGCUCCAGGGAUUCAGGGCUCGGUGGAGGUUGGCAUCAGCAGCAACAGGGCUGUGAGAAUGGGCACCUGCUUCUCUACCCAUCAUCAUCUGUGCCGACAACCAUCAACACAGUUGGAACUGGUGGAGGCAGUAACAUUAUCCUGACAAGUGGAGGUACCAGCCAGCAGCACAGCCCUCUGAAGCGCUCUGUGUCCCUUACUCCUCCCAUAAGUGGGCCCAGCAACCAGCCUUUGGGUCAUGUCUGGCUCUCCCAGGAGGACUUACGCUCUGCUAGAGGCCCGGCCCCAGACCAUGCGCCUCUCUCACCACAGAGCAGUAUUGCCUCCUCUGGCAGUGGAGGCAGUGAGCAUCUGGAGGAGGCCGUCUUAGGCGUAGGUUCAGGUUUGCAUCGCAGUUCCUUCCACGAAGAGGGCAGUGGCAUGAGGGAUGUUCCAUCGUGGCUCAAGAGUCUCCGUCUCCAUAAGUACGCCACACUGUUCUCCACAAUGAACUACGACGAGAUGCUGUCACUGACUGAGGAUCAGCUAGAGGCACAGAAGGUCACAAAAGGAGCAAGACACAAGAUUGUUAUCAGCAUCCAAAAGCUCAAAGAGAGGCAGAACCUUCUGCGCAGCCUGGAAAAGGAUGUGCUGGAAGGCAGUAACCUGCGCGGUCCCCUGCAGGAGCUCCACCAGAUGGUCAUGACACCUAUCAAGGCUUUCAGUGGCAGUGAGGAGGCCUCCCUGCAGCGCCCCCUUUUGAGUCCUGGGGACAAGAAUGCUGCCCCGGGCUCUCAUCUGAUUGGGGGCGGCAACGGGGAGGCAGAGUCGGGCACAAGCAUCAUCGCAGAGGGGGAUCUGCCUGGGCAGUUCACGCGUGCCAUGGGCAAAGUUUGUACCCAGCUAUUGGUAUCAAGGUCAGAUGAAGACAACAUCAGCUCCUACUUACAACUCAUUGACAAGUGCCUUAUACAUGAGUCCUUCACUGAAACACAGAAGAAGAGGUUGUUGUCAUGGAAACAACAGGUCCAGAGGCUGUUCCGGUCCAUUCCCAGGAAAGCGCUCCCUGAUAUAGCAGGCUACCGACCUCAGAGGAGGUGCACACCUGACCGCUUUGGCCAGUCCAACUCUCUCCCCACCACUGGCUGUGUUGGGGGCAGCGUGUCGGCCAGGAGGAGCCUUCGCCAGUUUCAGAUGCCCUCUAGGAGCUUGCCUGGUGCUAGGCUGAACCUGCUGGGCAGCGGAGGGCUGCUGGGACCCACACCUCGCAGCUCCAGCAGCACACCCACUGGUCCCAAGCAAGGGAGACAGGGGCUGUGGUUCGCCAACCCUGGAGGAAGCAACAGCAUGCCCAGUAGGACCCACAGCUCUGUGCAACGGACCCGCUCCCUGCCGGUUCACACCACACCACAGACCAUGGUUAUGUACCAACAGGCCGACCUUCAGUUACCAGUGACUGAGCCAGACAUCAACAAUCGCCUUGAGUCUUUGUGUCUCAGUAUGACGGAGCACGCGCUCGGAGAUGGUGCUGACCGUACAUCAACCAUAUGAAAUGAGGACCUGAAUGCAAACAGCAGGACAGCGCAUGUUCAUGAGGCUCUCUCUUGAUAUGUCACCCUAAGGUCACCAGUCCUCCCAUCCCCCCUCCCUGUAGCCAACGGUGUAGCUCAAUCAGAGGGCCGGGCGGGAUCCAAGCAACACAAGAGCACCAACCAUCAAACGGCUAACACUAACUAUCGCAUUGGCACCGUGCGUCGGGCUGGAAAAGCACUCUGCUCUGCCAGUGUGCUCACAGCUACCUGCAUCUGGAUGAGGCAAGAGGAAGAAGAGCAUGACACACAGAUUGGACAGUGGGUGAACAGCGCCACCCGGGGGUGGCCUGGGGCAGCACUGCAGUUCGGUCCAGCAGAAGGGAGAAUGUGGCCUGUGGCUCCACACAGCGAGACCGAGGCCCCGUCUGCUCCCUGCACAUCCACCACAGCUCGUGGCAUCUUUUCAAUCCUAAACAGUACCUCACAUCCAGAAAGAAGGUGAGACAAGUAGAGCAACACGGAUGCAGAAGGACGUUUGGCUUGUCCUGUUUAGCUCCAUAGUGGGUGGAAAAACAUCAUGAUUUUUUUUCUAAUUAUUGUUUACAUGAUGAUGCUACUUCAGAGGGUACAAAAUGUUUUAGGUAUGAAUUCUGAAGUAUUCUGUAAAGCCCUGGUUGUCUACCAGCUUUAUGUCCCAUGAGCAGCCAUCCAGGUAGUUUACAACAAAUGUGCUUACUCUUUAUUUUAUCAGCCAAGAGUUUCAACAUUUAACAAGUGAGUUCGAGAAAGAGAGGAGGAGACGGAGCAGAUGUGUGAAGAGGGAAAGCGGAAGAUGUAGAUGAUGUGAUGUAGAGAAAGAAACAGGAAGUGGAAGAGAAAAGGAUCAGAAUCAGAAGUGUUAGUGGAAAGGGAAGCGGAUGUUUAAAGGAGAGGGACAUCAGAGGCAGGACCUUUGAUCCGCUGAAGAUGAGAGGAAGAACUGUUUAUGUGAGUGUUUGUAGGAGCAGGUGAGUUGGGCUUCAGAGCCUGUACUGUGUGAACUCGUUGAAUCCAGAGCUCUUGUAGACACAAUACAUGGAAAUGUACUUUAUUUGAAUGCUUCCGUGGAACAUUAUUAUGUUUGUAUAGUCAGUGGGAUCUGUCUGCAUGUUCAGAUACUGGGUAUAUAGUGUAGUUCGUUGUUUUUUAAAGCAGGGUGAUGUGUUAAGCUGCAUGUUACAACUAGAUAUCUUUCUAUGAGGAAAGCAAGCUUGUGAAAUGUGGAAUAAACACAAGGUCAGUUUGGUUUCCCACCAUGUUGCUCAGUCCGCAGUGACAUUGAAACAAAGGAAUCUCACACUGUCAAUCUGUGAAGGGUGGAUUUCCCAGAGAUUGUCUCAUCAGUGCUUACCUCCACCUGCUGGCCAGACACAGACAGCGGACGUAUGCUGGCACAGUAUUAAUCAUAAUGGGGGAAAUUUGGGAAACGUCUGUGCUGUGUUAGUCUUGUCUGCAGUGAUGUUCCCAAAGAUAGUCUUCUCUUCUGUAAGUGCACGCCUACAUUGGAAUUCUUUUCCUUUUUUUUCUUCAAAGCUUCAUGGUUAGGCUGUUUCUUAAUGGCUUUACUCAGAGAAUAUAUGACAAUAAGCUAAUUAGGAAAACACCUGAACGUGUGCUGAGAGUUUUAACCUGGAAGAGUUAUUAGUUAUUAUUUGUAUAGCUUAAAUUCUCUUUUAUUCUACACUUCAUAUGAUGAGUAAAGUUUAGAAGUUCAACUUCUCAGAGCAGGUGAGAGUGUGGAGUUUCUCUCCCCAGAUGGCAAAGAUGAAGCUACAGAUGUAUCUCAUUGACCUUGAUUGACUUGGUUUUGUCACAGUUAAAGGACCAUGCCAACAUUUGACAGAUACAUUUAGAUUAGACUUUAUCAUUACAAAGAUUUAAUAGCUUUCUCAGUCUGGACACAUCAAACAAGCUUCAGCACAAAGUGUCUGCUUUCACUUUUGUAGGUUAGUUUUUCCACAGACCUGCAACAUCAACAUGACUUUUCUCAAUCUGGGAAAUCAGUUAGGUGACUAGUGCAGCUCUAAUCCUAGCGGUUUGAAUAGAGCAAUAAUGAUCUUGAACUGCAUUCAGGUGAACAGUCCACAGUUGACAGCUGUGUUUGUUUCCCAGACUUUGUCUCUAUGUGUAAACUGUUGGUUUCCUGCUCUUAAGAGCAGCUCGAGCACCAUCUACGUCUGUGAAUGAAGAUGAAGACUCCACCAAAGCAUGAAUGUGACUUUAAUCCUUCAUGGGGAACUGAUGUUACCACCAUGACAUCAUUUUUGAUGCUCCUCAGUGAGAGGCAGCAUCGGGAUCUCAUUGUAUUCAGACUCUUUGAGUGUCACUGCCAUAUGAAUCAGUACUUAAAGUAGAUAGAAUUAUUUAUUCUUUUUUUUCACAUUUUUUGCAGAGGUGAUAGUUUUACGCAUUUAGGUGUAUUAUUAUUUAAAGUACUUUAUGUGUUAACAUGUUAUGGCUGGUGACCAUACAUACAUCUCAAAUAUUAACUUAGUUAUUGUAGUUAUUGUUAUGUUACUUUUGUUUUUGUUGCUGUUGUUGAUCUAUAAUUUUGUUCGUAUCUGCCAGUGUUGGGUUGAGAUUACUUCACGCUUCUGUGUCAGUCGGUUCGGAUUCAGUUACAAAACUCACAAUGUCGGCAAAUAACACAACUCUGUUGCUGUUGUGGAGUUUGGCAGACCAGAAAAUAGACUGGUCCAUUGGUAGAGGCUGAUGGAUUUUUAUUUAUGUCAGUUUAAAUGACACCAUUGUCAGAAAUGUGCAUUAUAUCUAUUGUGGGUAAAGCCCAUGAAAACAUCCAAAUUCCACAGUGCAUCAGUUUGUGUACUGUCCCGUUUUCCUCCCUGUCGGUGGCCGGCAGCACACAUGACUAUGAAAAUAUUCAGAAUGAGAAUAUUUGAGGAAACAGGAAGAUACAUGUGGGAUUGAUUCCAAAUGAUCAAUGGGUUCAUGUUCUAUUUUAGCAGGGUAGAGGAAUCAGUGUUUUAAUACUACCACAAAUGUGUUGUUAGGUCAUUUAAUGGGAUGUGUUUAAACAGGGAAGAGUAAAGAGUUGAACCAACCUUCAACCUGUUUUUUUUAUAAGCUGGUAAAAAAAAAACUGAAACCGUAUUUGUUUAUUGUUUUUACUUUCAUGUGACUUUUGACUUACACGAGUGUUCAAAGUUCAGGAGAAUGAUUUCUGUGUGUACAAACACUAAUCCUAAAAGUACUGACAGUAUUAAAGAAGUAAUUUGAGAGGCAGUUUUGUAUUUAGUACAAAUUUACAGCAUUGGCCUCUCGUGCGGGAGUCGUCGUUGACGCACCUGUGGCAUCAUUACACAUCUCUUUAAACCAAAUGCUAGAUCUAAAUGCAUAUCAGCUGUUGGUGUCCGGGUGUCUAACACUGUGCAUGCUGCAGCAUUAACAGUUAGAAAAUGUCUUGUUAUUCCAAAAAGCAUUUCAUGUAUUUUAAGUCAGAGUGUAUAUGCUCUUUUAUAGCUUUUAUUUUUGAUUUUCAUAGUUUAGACAGUUUUUGUCAGUAUGGGAUGCCAAGACCUUUGUGUUUAGUUUUUUACACUUCUGCAGCACCAUUUUUGUAACAAAGUGUUACCGCUUGACUGUGCUCCUUUACAUUUAGUUUUAUUUUAUCAAAGAGCCGAUGUCCUGUAUUGACUGCAGGCUUACGUAUAUAUUUGACAAAAGAUUAUUGUAUGUUUAAUAGUAAAAAAACACACAAAAAGACAAAAAACUGCAGAAAAUACAGAAAAAAUAAAAUGUUAAAAUUGCAUAAGAUGUAAUUUAUAUUUUAAAACUGCAUGCACAAGGCUGGAAAGGUCAUAUUUAGAAUAACAAAUGGCAGUGCCUUUUUUGUACUCAAGACAUUUACCCUAAAUGCAAAUGUUUAAUGUGGACUUUCAAAACUGCAAAGUUACAGUACAGGAUAAAUUCGGCAACAGCUGUCAGGCCACGUUCACAUGAAAGGCUUCGAUUUGUCACCGGUUUGUUUCUCAAUAUUCCCCAAAGUUAAUAUGGGAUCAGUGCUCUCCUACUCAAACUUAAUCAAGCUUUACAGUAAGAUCCAGUUUAUUGUUUAUGGUUUGUCUUUUCCUAAAAUGUUGAGCCCCAGUUUUAUUGCUGACUGCAUUCAGCUGCAGUCUGUGCGCUGUGAACGUGGCCGGGAGCGGCCGUGUGUCUAUCUGUACUCUGUAGGUACUUCUUAAUGCUGAUAUGAAGUGAUGAAUUAUUCUGAUUUGUAUAAAUGAGCAAUGGCUGCGUGGCUGUGAGGAUGCGUGUGAGGACGUGUGUGCGUGUCUAAAUACUUUUUUUUUUUUUUUUUUUUAAAUGUGCUGUAAUUUUGUUGCUACGUACCAGAAUGCUGUGACUUGGCAUGCCCCAGUAUACAUAAAGAAAAAAAGCUGUAA